AUGCCCCACUCCAGCCUACAUUCGUCCAUCCCUCGGCACAGAGGUCAUGGCAUUCAGAAGGCAGCCUUAGUCCUGUUGAGCGCUUGCUUAAUGGCCCUUUGGUGGCUAGGGGACUCAUCAGACCACACUCUCCAGUGGCUGAUAUUCCACCUAGCCUCCCUGCAAAUGGGACUGUUGCUAAAGGAGGUCUGCACUCUGGCUGAGGAGCUGCGUCACAUCCAUUCCAGGUACCAGGGCAGCUACUGGAGGGCUAUGCGGGCCUGUGUGGGCUGUCCCAUCCGACGUGGAGCCUUACUGCUACUGUCCUGUUAUUUCUACUUCUCCCUCCCAAACAUGGACGACCUGCCCCUCACUUGGAUGCUUGCCCUCCUGGGCCUAUUGCAGUCUGUGAACAUCCUCCUGAACCUCCAGGGCCUGACCCCAGCUGAGGUCUCUGCAGUCUGUGAAAAAGGGAACUUUAGCGUGGCCCACGGGCUGGCAUGGUCAUAUUACAUCGGGUACCUUCAGCUGAUCCUUCCAGGGCUCAGGGACCGAAUCCGAAUGUAUAAUUUGAAUCACAAGAACGUACUACAGGGCAUAAGGAGCCAACGGCUAUACAUCCUCUUCCCAUUGGACUGUGGAGUGCCCAAUGACCUGAGUGUGGUUGACCCCAACAUUCGCUUUUUGCAUCAACUGCCUGUGCAUAGCGCUGACUGUGCUGGCAUCAAGGGCCGGGUUUAUACCAACAGUGUCUACGAGCUUCUGGAGCAUGGACAGCAAGCAGGCGUCUGUGUCCUGGAGUAUGCAACCCCUUUGAAGACACUGUUUGCCAUGUCACAGGAUGGCCGAGCUGGCUUUAGCCGGGAGAAUCGGCUUGAGCAGGCCAAACUCUUCUGCCGGACACUUGAGGACAUCCUGGCUGAUGCCCCCGAGUUCCAGAACAACUGCCGCUUCAUUGUCUACCAGGAGUCUGCAGAGGAAGGCAGCUUCUCAAUAUCCCAGGAAAUUCUCCGGCACCUGCGGCAGGAGGAAAAGGAAGAGGUUACUGUGGGGAACUCAGUUUUGCCCAGUCCCUCCUUGCCUAGUACCUCCUCACUGUCCCAAGAGCCCAGGUUCCUCAUUAGUGACAUAGAACAACCUCUCCCACUCCGCACGGAUGUCUUCUGA
Chrysochloris asiatica (Cape golden mole) is the source of this 1146-nucleotide messenger RNA. RefSeq names its product transmembrane protein 173 (gene STING1). The transcript has 6 exons. Gene Ontology annotation, biological process: activation of innate immune response; autophagosome assembly; innate immune response. The record is from RefSeq and is a predicted model, not a curated record. NCBI's taxonomy places the organism in Eukaryota, Metazoa, Chordata, Mammalia, Afrosoricida, Chrysochloridae. The coding region runs from base 1 to 1146 and encodes 381 amino acids. Gene Ontology annotation, cellular component: endoplasmic reticulum membrane; autophagosome. Gene Ontology annotation, molecular function: cyclic-di-GMP binding; 2',3'-cyclic GMP-AMP binding.